GAUUUAUUAAUAAGUUUCAAUUCUCGAAUCCGAUUAAUAUUUAUCGUUUAAAAUAUUCCGUUAAGAAAAAAGUUCAAUUUCAGGGGCGCGCUACUCAAACUGGUUAGUUUUAAUGGCGGCGCCGGAGACUGCGGUUGAUUUGGAGAAGAAUUGUAGAGCGUGCACCGAUUUUAAAACUUGGGCCAAGAAGCAAGGGAUGAAUGUCGAAGCUGCCGAAAAGAAGAGAUCAAAAAGAAGAGAGUGUCCAUUGGAUUCGAACAGACUGGGCUAUUAUACUUGGUCGUUCCUCCACACCAUGGCUGCCUACUAUCCUGAAAAGCCAACUGUAAAAGAACAGGAUGACAUGAAAGAUUUCAUUGAUAAAUUUUCAAAAUUUUAUCCCUGCGAAGUCUGUGCCACGGAUUUCCAAGAGAGUAUUAAGUCAAAUCCGCCAAACACGACAAGUAGAAAUUUACUGUCGAACUGGUUUUGCGAAAGACACAACGAAGUGAAUCGCAAGUUGAACAAGCCCGAAUUUGACUGUAGCAGGGUGCUGGAGAGAUGGCUGUACGGCUGGAAGGACGGCUCUUGUGACCGGUAUCCUAGUCGACGUUCCGACUAGAUCCAUUAGAGAUUAAACUCUAAUAAAAUAAUUAAUAUAUUUUAAAAAUGUUUCUAAACUUUAUAAAAACAAAGUUUAUAUAUUUGAUGUUAGUUAUGUUGUAUAUAAAACAUUG
Molecule: messenger RNA, 716 nt
Organism: Centruroides sculpturatus (bark scorpion)
Lineage: Eukaryota; Metazoa; Arthropoda; Arachnida; Scorpiones; Buthidae
Gene: Alr
Product: FAD-linked sulfhydryl oxidase ALR-like
Exons: 3
Coding region: 113-601 (162 amino acids)
Cellular component (GO): mitochondrion
Molecular function (GO): flavin adenine dinucleotide binding; flavin-dependent sulfhydryl oxidase activity
Source: RefSeq, a predicted model, not a curated record